UCGCAUCGUCAAAUAUCAAAUCCAACAUUUCACUUAAAACCACACACAAAUCUUUGUCGCAAUGGAGUGUUUUACACAUAACAAAACACCUUUGUUCUUUCUUGUGUUGUUAGCCACCUUAACCAACGUAGCCCUCGGCCAAGGCACCCGAGUUGGCUUCUACCGAACCUCCUGCCCAAGGGUUGAAGCCAUCGUGCAGUCUGCUGUGGAUGCAGCUAAUCGGGCCAACCCAGGAGUCCCACCCGGUUUGGUUAGAAUGUUCUUUCACGAUUGCUUUGUUAAUGGCUGUGACGCCUCUAUCCUAAUUACCGGUCCUGGUAGUGAGAGAACCGCUCCACCCAAUUCUCUAUUGAGAGGCUUCGAGAUUAUCGAUGCUGCAAAGACCGAGCUCGAAAGGGUUUGUCCUGGGGUCGUCUCCUGUGCUGAUAUUCUUGCUAUCGCUGCCCGUGAUUCCGUGCUUCUGGCUGGGGGAAUUGCGCGUUGGCCAGUGCCAUUAGGCCGUAGAGAUGGAUUGGUUUCACGUGCUGCUGAUACUGCAAAUCUUCCUGCUUUCAAUGACGCCGUUAAUGUCCAAAUCAGGAAGUUUUCUGAAAAAGGUCUUAACACGCAAGAUCUUGUAACUCUUUCUGGAGCACACACCAUUGGGACAGCAGCGUGUGCGUUAUUCAGCUAUAGGCUAUACAACUUCAACAACACGAAUGGACCGGAUCCGUCUAUUGACACAACAUUUCUUCCCACACUACGAAACUUGUGCCCCAAUGGAGGUGAUGGUACACGGCGUGUGGCUUUAGAUACGGGCAGCGAAAACAGAUUUGAUAAUUCGUACUUUUCAAACUUGAGGAACCGGCGAGGAGUGCUUGAAUCUGACCAAUUGCUAUGGAGCGACCCAACAACACAAAGGUUAGUGCAACGGUUUCUUGGAGUUAGGGGACUCCUUGGAUUGACUUUUAACGUUGAGUUUGCAAGAUCAAUGGUGAGGAUGGGUAAUAUUGAGGUGAAAACUGGGACUCAAGGAGAAAUUCGUCGGGUUUGUAGUGCAAUUAAUUGAUCAAUGAUGGAUGUUCAUGCGAAUUGGAAUCGUGAUAGGCUUAUAAGUUGUUAAUACAAGCAAUACAUGUGUUAGGAGAAAAGUUUUAAAAGAGAUAAGAAUAAGAAGUAAUAAACUGUACUUUUUCGAUUGAUUACGUCAAGUGUUUAAUUAGUUAUGAUAAUAUAACACAAAAAGUUGGCAAA
Messenger RNA from Lactuca sativa (garden lettuce), 1233 nucleotides. Its product is annotated as peroxidase N1. The record is from RefSeq and is a predicted model, not a curated record. Gene Ontology annotation, molecular function: heme binding; peroxidase activity. Gene Ontology annotation, biological process: hydrogen peroxide catabolic process; response to oxidative stress. NCBI's taxonomy places the organism in Eukaryota, Viridiplantae, Streptophyta, Magnoliopsida, Asterales, Asteraceae.